Molecule: messenger RNA, 2570 nt
Organism: Pteropus alecto (black flying fox)
Lineage: Eukaryota; Metazoa; Chordata; Mammalia; Chiroptera; Pteropodidae
Gene: FCER1G
Product: Fc fragment of IgE receptor Ig
Exons: 5
Coding region: 495-752 (85 amino acids)
Biological process (GO): positive regulation of phagocytosis; neutrophil chemotaxis; antigen processing and presentation of exogenous peptide antigen via MHC class I
Cellular component (GO): membrane; external side of plasma membrane; Fc-epsilon receptor I complex
Molecular function (GO): IgE receptor activity; IgG binding
Source: RefSeq, a predicted model, not a curated record
CGCCUUCUCUGACUCUCGUCCUUUCCACUUCUCCAUUCCCCAUUUCCUCUUUCCCCUCAGUUCCCCCGCCCAGACCCGCUGCCCACACACACGAUGGCAGACUCCUCAAAUCAAGACGGGGCGCAGUUCCCGCUGGGAAGGGGCUGUCCUGGGCUGCUGGGGAAUCUCAGGUGGCAGUUGAUCGCCAACGUGUGUUGACAGGGCUGGGGGAAAGGGCGGGUGGGACAGCCUUUGCCCAGGAUGACAGCCCCUCCCUGUGGCAGCAGGGCCUUGGUACUGACGGGCUGAGGCGGAAGAGCCCAGAUCUUCAGCUUCCUUAGUUGGCCUUUCCGGGAGCCGCUUGGCCUCUAGUGCAGGAAGGGGAAGGGGCCGAAGCUGGGGAAGGCGUGGCAGGAAGGGGGAGACUCUGUGGUCAGGGAGCUGCUGGCAGAGCACAGCUGUACAGUGCCCUCAGAGCGUCUGCGCCCAGCUCACGGCCCGCGGCCCGGCCCAAGAUGAAGCCCGCCGUGGUCUUGCUCUUGCUCCUUCUGGCUGAACGGGCAGCGGCCUUGGGAGAGCCUCAGCUCUGCUACAUCCUGGACGCCAUUCUGUUUCUGUAUGGCCUCGUCCUGACCUUGCUCUACUGCCGGCUCAAGAUCCAGGUGCGGAAGGCAGCCGUGGCCUACGAGAAAUCGGAGGGCAUCUACACGGGCCUGAGCACCCGGACCCAGGAGACCUACGAGACCCUGAAGCAUGAGAAGCCGCCACAGUGACUGUGGACAGGUGCCUGUGGACAGGUGCCCGUGGCCAUGUCCUCGCUGCUCCUGGCCCCCAUGGGUGGCACCACAUUAACAGCAGCCACCCCUGCCCCUGUGAGGAUGCCACGCCCCACUGGCGGACACGAUGGUGCCUGCUCCCUGUCAGACCCAAGCUCAGCCGCUCCUCACUAAUGCCCGCGAGUCAGCCCCGCUGAGCGCUCCCUUCCCCUCCUUCCCACCCCCAGCCCCCCCAACACUGCAGAGGGGGCGCGAGCAAUAAAGCUGCCACACGCCACGCCCUGUGCAUUCAUUCAUUCAUUCGCCACGCAGUUAACCAGCCACAGGACACACUGGGCUGGACACAGCGCUGCUGAGUAAGGCCAACCCUGUUUCUGACUUUGCAGAGCUCACAGCCCCAAGGACACCAGGCUGUGCUGCUCCACUGAGGGGUGAACCCCUGACCCCGAGUUCUCCAGCGCAGGGACGGAGUGGGGGCUGCUGUGUGGGGACUCCAGGCACAUUCAGAGUGACUCUGGCUGUCCAGCCCCAAAGAGUGACCGGCUCACAGCGGGCUUCGGGUGGGGCAGUUUACAGUGUCCGCGUGUCUGGAAGCCAAACGUGCAGGAGGGACACCGUGACAGGCGCGUGCGAAGCUCCUGAAGGAAGGUCUCAUGGGAACAGUGAAUUCUCUGGGCUCUGGGGCAACGGGGACCUUCGGGGGCCAGGUAGGUGUCAGAGGGGGUGAGGCAAAGGGGACAAGUCAGGCCCAGAAGGGAGGGCAGCUCGCAGAGGGCGUGGGUGGCGGCUAAGGAAUCCCCGUGGACAGUGCCUGUCCUGUUUCCAGCUCUGCCAGGAGGGAGGACUCCUGGAGAUAUUUGAAUCUCAUCUGAUGCUUCCAAUCCUGCCUCUGGGCCCGCAGCUGUCACAGUGGGUCCCUGUCUGCAGGCUUACCCCAGCCAUCCCUGUGCUGGGCACCACUCUACUCGUAACGACUCACACUUUUCGGCAUGUUUUCCAGCUCACGGUGCCAAUUGAUCCGCUCACAAACCCUGUGAGGAUUCUGGCUCUUUGAAGUUUAACCUGUCCAAGGUCAUCUUGCAGGUGACAGAUUGAGAACCUGUUCCAUGCAUUUUGCCACAUGAGAAAAAAACGGAAAGAGGAGGAAGAGGGUCGCAAGUGGUAAGGGUCUUGAAGGCCAGACUGAAGGUCGAUCAACAUGCAGAAGAAAUCGGAGCUGGUCUGGUGUCCGGGGAGGGCGAUUUCAGAGGAAAUCUGAGUCAGGGUACGGAAGUCGCCGUGUUAGAGGCAAAGUGGGGGUCACGUUUACUGGAAAAUGCCUCGUUUUCCUUUGUCCUAAUUGUGGGAUUCCGAGCCUCCUGUGCCAGCCCAGUCUGGUUUCGGUCCCUCUUUGCUCUCCUCUGGGUACCACGGCUCCCAAGUCAGUCUGGAGAGCAAGCUGGAGACCUGCCCCACCCUGAACUGGCUUAGGCGUCUGCUUGUUCCCAGCUCCCAGUGGCCAGAUAACAGUGGGGAGAGGAGUGAGGGCCGAUGUCACUGCAGGGGGGUGGUGCACAUGAGUGGAGGGAGGGCCUUGGGCGACACCACUGGGUUCACUUUUUGGAAGCUCUCUGCUCUGUGCAGGAUGAUUGGGAGGAGAUUCCGAGGGUGCCCUCAUCUCCCGUGACCUGCACGAGUCCAGGGAUUCAGUUUGUGACUCUUGCGUCCCCUUCACUGUUCCUGUCCAAAGCAAAGCUCUCCAGUCUCCACUGCAGAGCUGUCCCCAGGCCCGCAGGAAGCUUCCGGGUUUGGAGCAGAAUCGCAGGAAGGACCCGU